CCAAUGGGGAAGGACAAGGUGGCGCGGGGCGGUGCCUGGUAUAAAAGGAAACUAGGACUCGCCGGCCGCAGGUCGCUCAUUACCUGAGCCGUUCCCGCCGCGAACCUGACAUGAAGAGCUUACUGUACGUAGCAGUGGCUAUCUGCCUCGUCGGCUAUGUCUGCUCGGCUGAGGCCGAAGAUUCGGCGAAGGAGAGGUUCGUCGCCCUAUACAGAACAGCCACAUACAUAACCAUCAGCACCAGCACAGUGAGCCAGUUCUACAUCUGCCAAAGCACAUCGUCGGCUGCCGCCUGCACGGGCCGCAAGCGCAGGAAGAGGAGGGCCGACAUGCUGCAGAAGGUCGCCCCCGAGCUGCUGGAGGCGCAGGCGGCGCAGCUGCAGGGUUCGAUGGCGGAGGACGUGGCGCCGGUCGAGGCCGGCUCCCGGGAGGGCCGGCUCGGCUUCACCGUCUGGACGACAUCGACCAGCACGAUCACGCUGACUACGACCAGCUUCAACUCGGCUACCACCAUCUCGCUCGUCUAUCUGUGCACGUCUUCGGGCGCGAGCACGGUGCCCAGCUGCUGAGGCCACCGCCGCGUCCGCCGAAUCCCGCCCCGCUUAUUCACGUGCCCCUGUCAGUACGGCCACCGGCUCCCACCGCGGCCGCUCGUCGGUACCAGCCGGCGACUCUCUGGCCGCAGCAGUUGUUGAUUUUCUGUUGUUAGCUUGUUAUGUACAUGUCUGUUGAAGCUGUAAUACAACCUGGAUGCACUC
Pollicipes pollicipes is the source of this 758-nucleotide messenger RNA. RefSeq lists its product as uncharacterized. The transcript is spliced from 5 exons. Bases 111 to 569 code for a protein of 152 amino acids. NCBI's taxonomy places the organism in Eukaryota, Metazoa, Arthropoda, Thecostraca, Pollicipedomorpha, Pollicipedidae. The record is from RefSeq and is a predicted model, not a curated record.